Closterium sp. NIES-65 is the source of this 1002-nucleotide messenger RNA. The record is from the annotation of a GenBank genome assembly. NCBI's taxonomy places the organism in Eukaryota, Viridiplantae, Streptophyta, Zygnematophyceae, Desmidiales, Closteriaceae.
AUGGGGAAGCCCAAAGCCAGGCCAGUGUCAAAGGAGGCUGGCAAGGGGAGAGGGCCCGCUACUCGGCCAGAAUCCAAGAAAGCCGCCCGUCCAUCCAGCGUAGCACAGACGCGGCAGCCGGCACAAUGUCGCGUGGUGCCUGCAGGGCGGCAAGGGCAAGCCGCCUCAGAGAAGCAGGAUCAGGCCCCAAAGCGGAGCCAGGGGAACCCGGCACCAGCCCGAUCAAGGGCAGCAUGUGCAGCAUCUGUAUCGCCGCCGCGACGGCCUCCUCUUGCUCCUGUUGCGCCAUUGGGGGGGGGGGCGCAUCUUCAGGACGUGAUAGACGCGCUUGAUACACGUGCAGCUGGUCCAGAACCAUCACCAGCAGGGAUAGGCAAGUCCCCACGUGCCCAACGCGCGCCUCAACGCGGUAACGCCGAGGGGAGAUCAGCGGAGUUAACGCUGCCAGAGACAACAGUGCAGGGGGAUCGGGAGAGACACCCCGAGAAACCAGCGGCGGAGUCUACUGCUGCCGAGGAGGCUGAGGAAGGCGCGGGAGCGGAGGCCCACGAGCCAGCGGCAAGGGUGGACGCGGCCACUGCGACUGAGACGGCGACUACUGGCAACGGCGCGACUGGAGGGACGCCUGUAGGGGCUGCUGCUCUGGGGGCGAUGGAGAUGGUGCCAGCGGCGACGGAGAUUGCAGAGACUGUUGGGGAGGCAUGGGAGGCUGCCGAGGCUAUCGCUGCCACUGGCGGCGGCUCAACUUCACCCUUUGCCAUGGCCGCGUUUGCCCCGCCACCUGCAGAGGGUUUUGGAUCGGGCUCGGGAUCGGGGGCGGUACUGUCACAGGCUGAGGAACCGGCACCGCCACGGAUGGGGGGGGGGGGCAUCGUCGGAGGCAGCGGCUACAGGAGGCCGGAGGAGGCAAGACGGCUCACGGGGCCCAAGGCGGAGGUCGUGGGGGAAGAGGCGGAAGACGGGGCGGAGGCGCAAUCGUCGGGGGAAGAGAGGCGCUUGUGA